CACUUUGCUCCCCAAUGGAGCUCAGACGAGCAUGGCCGUGGCGUAGGAUCUUGUCCAUAGCGAUCUUGCUGAUCGUUGUGCAGGCCGCGCUGCUGCUGUACUGGUUCCAGAGUCCAAGGCAUGUCAACGUUGCAGGCCCAAAUGGCUUGUCGGCAGUUCCAGGAGAAACACAAGUCCACGCAAGCCACCCUCUAGGCGCCAAUGAUUGCAAUGCGAAGUUUCCGGAUCUUUACUAUGAAAUUGAGCGUGCCAGUGUCUACUGGAAAAACAAGAAACAUGCAAUUUCAAAGGACGACGUCGAUAUCUCAUGGCACCCUACUGGCAUGUUCGAAGGCGGCGCCAUCAGGUUCCUGAUACAUGAAAACAAAGUCAGAGUACUGGAGAGUAUCAACGCCAUGCUGGACCCGAAAGGCAGUAUCGGUGAACGAGGAACCUCCUUCCUCCACUUACUCCAACGAGCUCUGGAAAGUGCGACUGCCAGCGGUGAAGUUCUGCCAACCAUCGAAGCAUCUAUUGUCUUGCAAGACGUAUCGUCGCCGCCGACAGAGGAUGGCACACAUAGUUUCUGGACAUGGGCGCGGCCGUCGCAUGACGUGCAUUUCAACAGGACGACAGAAUACAAUGGGGAAACAGUACAUUAUGAACAGUUCUGGAAAUAUACCACCUUUGAGCGACUCUGGCUGAUACCAAAUUUCGACUUCUGGUAUACGAGCUCUAUCGGAUACUACACGAAGGCGGUCGAGGAUGCCAUGCAACGAGAUAAUAUGGCCAAAAUCUCAAAAGUGGCCUGGAGAGGCACAAGAUGGGUUAACCCGGAUGUCCGAGAGCAUCUUGUCAAGGUGACCGAAGGCAAGCCUUGGGCGGAUGUCAUGUUCAGCGACACCAUGACUCACGAGAACCACAUCGACAUUGCAGACUUCUGCAAGUAUGCCUUCACUGUACACACCGAGGGCUUCAGCUAUUCAGGGCGGCUGAAUCACCUUCUCAACUGCAACUCUCUUCCCUUCAUUCAUCAGCUCAACUGGAAUCUGCACUACUAUCAUCUCCUGCGAAAAGAUGGCCCCGAUCAGAACUACGUGGACGUCAAGGACGAUUUCAGUGAUCUGGAAGAGAAAGUUCUUCACUACCUGGCGCAUCCCGAGGAAGCACAGAGAAUUACCGCAAACCACAUCGCAACAUUUCGGGAGCACUAUCUCACUGCAGAUGCUACAUCUUGUUAUCUGCGCAGGCUGGUCCAUGAGUAUGCGUCUGUGGCUUUCACGCCUGAGACUACUAGAUCGAACAUAGAUGGCACGACUGGGCUGCGAGGCCGUGAUCUUGAUACAUUUUUCGCCAAACCAGAAGACUUCAAAGAGCCGUGAGGCUGGAUGCUGGAGAUUGUGCUCAACGCACUGAAACCUCGACAUGGUCGACUACAAUUUCGGCCUGUGGGCAGGAAGUCAUGGACGGAACUGGCAUGGCUCUCCCAGAGGUUCAGCCCCGGCAAAUGGGGAAAUCGCACACUAUUUGGACAAUCCAGAUGCUCUUGCCAGCUUGAACCACGAUUCGGAGACGUAAUUGAAGCUUUUGGCGCUUCGAAAGGGCUUUCAUGGCCCUGAUCUGGAUCAGCGUGCCUCGUGGUCGACAUGCAAAGGCAGCAGAGCUUUCACAAUACGGACAAUCAUCCCAGAAGAAUAGACAAGAGCAAUCUCGCUGACUAAUGUUUGAACAAUACAGGUCACAACUUUCAAACAGUCAGAGACUGCUACGAGCAAUGCAUGGAUGUAUCGCACAUCUCAACCCGCGCGCUACUGCUAUCACGAACGUGUACAUCUACCCUGUAGAUGUACCACAAUUCAAGUCUACCAGUUGCCUCGAUCCACAACACGCUAUCAUCAAUGCUCAAAAAGCAUCCGUACACUGCGC
Cercospora beticola is the source of this 1905-nucleotide messenger RNA. RefSeq lists its product as uncharacterized. The record is from RefSeq and is a predicted model, not a curated record. NCBI's taxonomy places the organism in Eukaryota, Fungi, Ascomycota, Dothideomycetes, Mycosphaerellales, Mycosphaerellaceae.